ACAUCAUGGAUGGGCGUGAGGUCGAUUUGCUGGAGAUACUACGUGUUGGCAAGAGCAAGAAGCGCCUGCAGAAGAUGUUUACCAACUUGGGAGGAGGACGGACGGACAAGGAAGCCGUGGAGUUAGCAAUUGGAAGAGAUCCUGAAUGGCAGAUGGCUCUUCUGAGAGUUAUACAGCAGAUAGAGCUGGUUAUUACAAGCAAAACAGUGGCAGAGGUUCUUGGUUUAGAUUAUGCUGAUUGUGUCAAGUUUCUUCUUCAAGGAGGUUUAGUGCCAUGGAUGACUCGGAUACUUGGAAUGGCUUUGCCAAUGAGGAAUGAUGCAGCUGGAUCGAAUGUAGCAGCGAGGUGGCGACAGUCAUUUGUACAUUUAGUAAAGACUGUUUAUCAUUUGGUGAAAGAUCCAUGUAAUGAGUAUAAUCUGCAACCCUAUACACUGGCAACUGGAAUGGUUACUCCUCUGAUGAAGUUUCUCGACGGUACCCAGCAGCCUCUUGCAACCGUCUGGGCAAUCAGUGCUUUAAGCCAACUGUGUGGCAUGUAUCAAGACGCUUGUGAUAAAAUUGUGUCGUCUGGUUGUUUGUCUCAGCUCGGUCGUAUCAUUUAUCGAGACUCAGCGCAGAAAGUUAUUGUUGAACUUUAUAAAGAGGGUUAUAAACAAGAUCAGUUAGACUUCUUUAAUGUGUGGUUGACAUAUAAACACCACUUGGAUCCUGCCUCUGCCACCAAGAUGUCUCAGCAGAACUUUACCUCCUCGCUAGAGAAACAUCAUUAUUAUGCCUUACAUCUUGCCAGAACAACACAAUCUCAUGCAACCAUCAUUCUGACUGAGGUUUCCAGAAACAGAAUAUAUCGAAACGCAGUUGCCAAGGAACCGACUGUUUUCAAAUCUGUGCUGAAGUGGCUACAAACACCCAUUAUCACUCAUCACGAUGUGGUCAUGGUUUCCAAAGUUCUGGGCCUUCUGUCUCGUUUGUGUAUACUAGAAGAAACAGCUUGGAAAUUUAUUGACACGUACGAGCUUCCUUUACUGUUGGAACCACUCAUUACUAUUCCCGAAGUGGACGUGAUUACUUCAUGUCUGGAAUUGAUGUUAGUAAUAGCAGGACAUGUGGGACGUUGUCGAGACAAGCUGGCUGAAAGUGACGAUCUUAUGGUGGCACUCAAUGCAUACAUGAUGUCUGAUACUGAUGAGAUCUACAAGUUGUCUUUACAGACCAUCUUACAAGUAGCAGAUUCUCCACAGUCGUGUGUGAGGAUGGUAGAUUCCGGCAUUUCUGUCGGACAGCUGGCUGUUCUUCGCUCACGAUCAGACGCAACCAGUGAUGCUUAUGAUCGACUUCGAUCGCUGUUUAGGAAAAACAGCUGGACAACGUGGCGUAAACGUGAAGACGAAUACAGCGACUUUCAGUUUAGUCCGAGCAUUGUAGAGAGUGAGAAAUACAAGAAGUUAGGCAACGAGUUGUUCAAGCAGGAGAAGUACUUUGAUGCCAUCGCUCGUUACACACUUGCUCUGGAUAUGCUACCGUUUGAUGAGUGCAUCGACCACCGUAAUUUAUGGUGGCCUUUGCCUGCUGUAUUGUACAGCAACAGAGCACAGUGCUAUCUGAAAAUUGAGGACUGGGCAGCUGCUGCUAAAGACUGCACGUUUGCAGUGUCGAGGACUCUCAUAGAUGAGGAACAUAGUCAAGCAAUAUUGCAAAAGACUUUGUUUCGUCGUGCAAAAGCAUUUGCUGCCAAGCGGGAUGUGGUUUUCGGAGUCCACGAUGCAGCCUCGCUGCUGAGAAAGAAGCCAAGCAAAUUGGACAGCAAUUACUACACUCUCUUUAGAGAGGCGAUGGGAGCGUAUCGUUGCGAGUUUGGUGUGGAACCGAUCAGACGUUGCAUCGUCUGUAUGAAAGGGGAGGGCGAACGAAUUCAGAAAUGUGAACGUUGUUGUGAAGCCUACUGCUCACGCAAGUGUCAAACGAAGGAUUGGGAGGCAGGACACAAACUGCUGUGCCGUGUGUAUCGUUUGAAGCCCAACGAGGGAGCCAUCAAUGGAGCAUGCUGAUGUGAAUGAUGACUGUUGGAGAGACACUCUGUCAGUGCACUGUUGUUGUGUUUUGCCUGUUAUUGGAAAUUGAAAUGUUUGUCAGUAAAUGUUGCAGUUGAAGAUGAUGAGGGACAUUCGUAUUAUCGCUUGCUAGUACGUCAGUCGUUGCUUGGGCAUGCUGGUAUGAUAGCUUGUUAGGUGUGGCUGCAGUUUGUAUUUGCUGUGUGCUGUAAUUGUUUGGCAUAUUUUGUUUGGUUUAGUGUAUGGCUCUUUGUAUAACUGAUGUUGUGAGUGAA
Corticium candelabrum is the source of this 2329-nucleotide messenger RNA. RefSeq lists its product as uncharacterized. Gene Ontology annotation, cellular component: protein folding chaperone complex. Lineage: Eukaryota; Metazoa; Porifera; Homoscleromorpha; Homosclerophorida; Plakinidae. The transcript has 13 exons. The coding region runs from base 6 to 2051 and encodes 681 amino acids. The record is from RefSeq and is a predicted model, not a curated record. Gene Ontology annotation, molecular function: protein binding.